AAUAGGAAACCAAACCAGAACUUCCGUUUUCUGUCAGAGAAACUCUCGGCGCAACCGUCAAAAAACAAACCUUCCUUCUUAGACGUUUCUUCCAGGUGUGAAUGUGAUUUCCCCGACUCUCUCCUUCCUCGUAACUUUCCUUAAUCCUUACUACUCUCUCUGUCAAAUCUCAAUCCACUUUCCUAUAUUUAGGAUUCGUUAAUCUCUUAACCCUCCUCCCAAAGACCCAAAGACCCAAAACCCUAAACAGAUCGAACGAUUUUUCCCUAAUUUUCGUGAAUUGGAAUUCACCCUUCUCUUGAUCUGUUGAUCCAUGUCUGCUUUGGUCUUUCGAAGAGGUACAGUCACAAACCAUGCCUCUUCCAUGGAAGAAAUCCCAUUCUGGUCGGGUUUCUCGUUUGGUUGCCGAUCUACGUUCUUCUCGCAAGCAUGGAGGAUCAUCUCUCGUCGUCGAGACUGGUUUUCCGACUUCCCUCAUAGAUCUAAUCGUCAAGAAUCGUGAUCGGUUGAAGAAGAAGAAGAAGAAUAAGAAUGGAGUAGCAGCUUCGGAGGAAUGGGAGCCCAUAGCUUUCCCUUCCAGUCCCAUUUGCUCUUCGGUUUCCUCUUCCCCGAGUUCGAGUCCUUCUACCGGUCUCGUGGCUUCAGCUCCGAUUGGUAAGGAAAUCCUUCCACUUCCACCUAUCUCUUCCAGUCUCACUGCCUCUUCGGAUUCAUCUUCGGAUUUGGUGAGUUGGAGUCCUUCUACGGGUCCCGUGGUUUCAGCUUCUCAGAUUGACAACUCAAAUCGGCCGCCGUUUGGUGUGGAAAUCCCCCCUUUGGUUGCUAAUUUGGCCACGGAUGUAGCGUCUAGAGGAACGGUUCGAUGUGUUGGAGCUUUUACGCUUAUUGUCAUGGGGCUUUUCAUGGUGAUUCUUGGUUUCGCAACAGAGAAGCUCGCCGUUGGGAUAACGAUAUCGACGUUCCUUCUUCUGUUUCUUGAAUUGGUCGCUGUUCGAGCUUUUUACUUCCAUAAACCAUGUCCGGAUUUGCAGAAGAGCUUCAACAAUUUCGCAGAAAGGGUUCUGUUGUUCUUUGUUCGGCGGAGAAGGGAGCCGAUCACGGAGAAUCUAUCCAGUUUGACAGAAACUGAGCCUUUGCAUUUUGAUUUUGAUUCGCUUAGUAGCGAAAGAAGAUGGGGUAUCAAUUUGGUUGAUGAUUAUCGUUCCUAUAAUGAAGAAGAACAACUCGAAGAACCCGGUUUCGACUUGAUUAAUAGAAGAUGGAGUUCAGAAACAGAGAUCCAUUUGCUUGAGCGAAGAUGGAGACCAGAAAUUGGUUUUGAUUUGAGCGAGAGAAGAAGUAUAAGUGCUUCGAUUAACAUUGAUAAAGCUCGGGCCAAAGACAUUUCAUCGGGUGAGAACGGUGAAGCUCAGAGCUUUGAGAUUCAAAUUGUUCAAAGUACAAAUCUUGGAACCCAUAAGACAAUGAAUGGGAGACUCAAGUCGAAGAAGUUGUUCAAGAAGCUGGUGCCAAAGAAGUUCCGUAGCCAUAAGAAAGCAUUUGAUCGGAAGAACAAGCUAGAAUCAAGUGAAGAAGAAGCUAAGUGUGAACAAGGAGACCCAGAAGAUGAAUUAAAACCAGAGGAACUCAAUAGCUCCGAUGAUGUUUCACAAGUCGACACUAAUGGAGAUCUGGUUGAAGAAUAUGGUGGAAGCACAGAGGAUACUUAUGGGUUUAUAAUUAUGGUUUUGAUUGUUCUCUCUGGGCUUGUACAAGGUCGAUUUAUGGCAAUUAUGCUAACCAUGAUCUGGUACCUACUGGUAAAAUCAGUGCAAACUGCGAAGAGAAUCUGAAGAUAUCAUAAAAUCAUAGGAAAUAUGAGAAGAGGGAGUCGAUGGCUCCAUUGAUCUUAAUAUCAGGUCAUCUCUCUGAGAGAAAUGUUGACAUUUGUGAGAUAUUGGUGAAAGAGAACCCUUAUGUAUUUAUGGUGUUCCUGGGUUCUUUGUGAAAUCCUCCCAAGCUCAAGAUAUAUGUAUUAUCAGAGCUCAGUGUUCUUGAAGGUUCAACCUUCUGUUGGCAAGACUACUUUGGAUGUGGUGCACUUUGGAAUGGUAUACUAUAAAUUUUAAGAAACAGUUUGUAACUUGUGCCUAAAGAUGUCAAAUUCUCUUUUAUGUAACAUGUUUCCUAUUUGGAAAGAUAUAUUCCUUCAACAUUUGAGGUUUACUUGGUCUAA
This is a messenger RNA of Macadamia integrifolia, 2215 nucleotides long. RefSeq lists its product as uncharacterized. The coding region runs from base 354 to 1832 and encodes 492 amino acids. The transcript has a single exon. NCBI's taxonomy places the organism in Eukaryota, Viridiplantae, Streptophyta, Magnoliopsida, Proteales, Proteaceae. The record is from RefSeq and is a predicted model, not a curated record.